Molecule: messenger RNA, 774 nt
Organism: Quercus robur (English oak)
Lineage: Eukaryota; Viridiplantae; Streptophyta; Magnoliopsida; Fagales; Fagaceae
Product: uclacyanin-3-like
Exons: 2
Coding region: 102-635 (177 amino acids)
Cellular component (GO): plasma membrane
Molecular function (GO): electron transfer activity
Source: RefSeq, a predicted model, not a curated record
CGGUGCCUAUAUAACAUAGAACAUGCUUCAAAGUUCUCUACCACUUUCACUAACUCCCUUGAUUUCUAAACACCUAGCUACAAGGCUUUUGAUUCUUAAACAUGGCCAUGAGAAUUGCUCUUCUAAUUCUAGCUCUGGCCACACCAGUGGUCUAUGGAGCACAACACGUUGUUGGUGAUAGCCAGGGUUGGAGUCAAACAACUGACUACGCCACCUGGGUUGCUGCUCAAACAUUUGUAGUUGGUGACACCCUUUUGUUCACCUAUGACUCUACCCACCAAGUGGAUGAAGUAAAUCAAGCUGGCUACACAAGUUGCAGCUCUAGCAAUGUCAUCAAAAAUUACAAUGGUGGAAGCACAACAAUCACUUUAAACACUGCUGGCCCAAUGUACUUCAUAUGCCCCACAGCUGGUCACUGUGCUCAAGGUAUGAAACUAUCGAUCACUGUUGGAGCAGCUAAUGGCACCACCCCAAGCGGCUCACCCACCGCCCCGACCGGUACACCGCCCUCCACCGUCACCGCCUCACCUCCACCACCACCAAAGAGUGGAGUGGCUAGUAUUUCUUGUAACAUGAACAAUUUGAUGUUUGGGUUUUUGCUUGUGCUUGUGACCAUGUUUGCAUACAUGGGCUAGGCAAGAGGCAGUGCUAAGCUAUUGGCGUAAAUUAUUGUUUCUGUUGGUUUGUUGAAUUAUUAUACUGUGUUAUCAUUAUUGAACGUGAGAUGUAGCUGUUGAUAUCAUGUUAUCAAUGAAUAAUUGACCCUUACGAGAA